AUGCGCCAGGAGCAACAGGCUCAGCAGGAAGCUCAGCAAACUCAGUUGCCAGAAACCGAGCCAGGAGUUGGUGUGACUCAGGUUGAUGAUGCUGAUACUGCUGGUGUUUCUAUACCUGCCCCCGUUUCUACGCCUGGCCCCGAACCUCAUGCAGACCCGAAACAGGAGAAAAAGAAAGCCGAGCUGUCCCCUGAGGAGCUUGCGGAGAAGAAGAGAAGAAGGGUUUACCGCUGGAAGAUCAUUUUCGGUCUCUUUUUCCCCUUUGCCCUGCAAGCUCUCGAUACCACCAUUGUGGCAUCGGCCUUGCCAUUCAUCGCAAGGGAUUUCGGCGAACUCAAGCAAUUGAACUGGAUCAUUUCGGCCUUUAAUCUGACGUCGGCGGCAUUCCUAUUCUUCUGGGCACAGCUGACGGACCUCUUCGGCCGAAUUACCACCAUCCUUGCUGCCACCAUUAUCAUGAUGGUUGGUUCCGCCAUUUGCACCGGCGCGCCGACCUCCGUCUACGGUGUAUUAUUGCUCGGGCGUGCCCUGCAAGGCGUCGGGGCUGCAGGGGUCAACAUCUCCAUCCGCACGAUCCUAGCAGAUCGCGUAUCAUUGCGCGACUAUGCUCUGAACUGGACGAUUUUCAGUCUUGUGGCUAGUAUCAGUUUCAGUAUUGGCCCCGUAAUCGGCGGCUACUUGACUGAGGCCUCGUGGCGGUGGUGCUUUGCGAUCAACCUUCCCGUCGGUGUUCUGGCCAUUAUCUUGAUCUUGUUGCUUCUCCGUGGGGAGCUUCUCGGACCGCAAGACUUACCAGAGCUACAAGGGCAUGAUCUUGCCACGAAACACGGUCGGUUCCUCGCUCGUCUGAUGACUAUUGACUACGGUGGCCAGCUGCUGUUUCUUUGGGGCUUUGGACUGCUCAUCCUUGCGUUGACUUGGGGCGGCGGUACCUUCGGAUGGAGCUCGGCUGCCGUGGUGGCACCGCUCGUCAUCGGCGCUGUCCUCGCAAUCUCCUGGGUCGUGUAUGAGUAUCUGAUGUCACCGGGGCAGUUGAUGUCGCGUCUGUUUCACUUUCAGAGGGCAAUGGUGCCCUGGAAGUUGCUGUCACAGCGAGACAUUGGCUUGCUGGUGUAUAUAAACUUUGCAGUCGGCAUGUCCAUGUUUGCUGUGAUGUAUUUUAUGGACCUGUACUUUGCCAUAGUUGAACAGCAAAGCGCGGGCAAGGCCGGGACUUCGCUACUAUAUUUCCUGCCCGGGCUUGGAGCCGGUGCCUACAUGGCCAUGUUCUCGUCGAAUAUCUGGCCCCGCCAGACCCUUCCAGCGCUGCUUCUCGGCGGCACCACUUCCGCCGUGGGGAUGUCGGUGAUGGCCUACGCCGUCCACGCGCAGAAAAACAGCCUAGUCUACGGCAUGAUGGCCCUCAUCGGGCACGGCGUCGGGAUGCGCAUGAAUCCCGGGUCCGUCCACGGGCUGGCGUUCUUCCCCAAAAACACCGCCUCGAUUACCUGCCUCGUGUCUUUCGCAAUGCCCUUUGGCGGUCUUGUCGGGCUGACGGUCAUGACCACCGUAUACACGAACAAGAGUGGCCCGAGUAUAGCCGGGCAGCGGGAUGCAAUCAAGUGGGCGUUCAUCUCGAUGAUCCCUUUCAUGUGGCUGGGUGUUCUUUUGACGACUUUCCUCGGCAACGUUUGGAUCUCUAAGACUGGCGGCCAUGAGGUCGUGCACGGGGCAUACCUGUGGAGUUUCCUGACGCGCAAAAAGUUGGCCCGAGAGCACAUCUCGCAUACGAACGAUUUAGGCCAAGCGUCUGUGGCCGCUGAGAAGACGGGGGAUGAAGAAACCGGAUCGUGA
This is a messenger RNA of Penicillium riverlandense, 1833 nucleotides long. RefSeq lists its product as uncharacterized. Bases 1 to 1833 code for a protein of 610 amino acids. Gene Ontology annotation, cellular component: fungal-type vacuole membrane. The record is from RefSeq and is a predicted model, not a curated record. The transcript has 3 exons. Gene Ontology annotation, molecular function: basic amino acid transmembrane transporter activity. Lineage: Eukaryota; Fungi; Ascomycota; Eurotiomycetes; Eurotiales; Aspergillaceae. Gene Ontology annotation, biological process: transmembrane transport; basic amino acid transport.